AUGCCGGUCUCAAUGUACGCUACACUGCUCACGGCUAUUGUUCUCAACGUCAAUGCCGUCAAAAGCUCUGGCUCCUGCGAUAGUGUCGACGCGGGGUAUCGCUGCGAUUCGCCGACAUCUCAUUUCUGGGGCCAAUACUCACCGUGGUUUGCUGUCCCGUCAGAGAUCGGCCUCGCGCCUCCGCAGGAUUGCGAAGUGACUUUCGCGAACGUGCUGUCCCGCCAUGGCGGCCGCGAUCCCACCCAGGCCAAAACCACGACAUACCACUCUCUCAUCACAGGUAUCCAACAGAACGCGACAGGGUUCCCUGGUGACUACGAGUUCCUGGAGCAUUACAACUAUACCUUGGGCGCCGAUGACCUCACAGAUUUUGGAAGGCAAGAGAUGGUCAACUCAGGUGCGCAUUUCACGCGCAGAUAUGAGAAGCUAUUGCACAAGCACAAGCCUUUCGUGAGAUCCAGCGGUCAAGGUCGCGUCGUGGAGUCAGCGCAGAAGUGGCUUACGGGUGUUGCGCAAUCGCUGAAGACGCAGACUAGAGCCGUCGACGUGAUAAUCCCGGAGGCUACGACAUCCAACAACACCCUGUCCCACGACACAUGCCCUGCCUUUGAGACGGGCGCGUACAGCGACCUCGGCGCAGCCGCACAGAAGGCAUGGUCAUCAAAAUUCGUCCCGCCCAUCCAGAAACGCAUCAAUGGCGCCCUCGGCUUGAAUCUCACCACCAGCUCCAUCAUCAACCUCAUGGAUAUGUGCCCGUACGACACGCUCGCAAGUCCCAACUCGACACUAUCCGACUUCUGCCAUCUGUUCGCCGAAGCCGAGUGGCACGCUUACGACUACUACCAAACCCUUGGCAAAUUCUUCGGCUACGGCGCAGGUAACCCCCUCGGCGCAACACAAGGCGUGGGCUACGUCAACGAGCUCCUCGCGCGCCUGACCGGAAAGCCGGUGGUCGAUCACACCAACACCAACACAACCCUGGAUGCGCAUCCGGCAACCUUCCCCCUGCACAACAAGGUCUACGCGGACUUCAGUCACGACAACGAUAUGAGCGGUGUCUUUGCCGCGCUGGGACUGUACAACACUACGAAGCUGUCAAACGGCACUGUUAAGAGCGCGCAGGAGACUGGGUUUUCGGCUGCGUGGACGGUUCCGUUUGCGGCGCGGAUGUAUGUCGAGAAGUUGCGGUGCAAGCACGAUAAAGAGGAGUUUGUCCGUGUUGUUGUCAAUGAUCGCGUGCAUCCCCUAAAAUUUUGCGGUGGUGAUGAGCUCGGUAGGUGUACGCUGGCCCGUUUUGUGGAGAGCCAGGGGUUUGCUAGGAGUGGCGGGGGCUGGGAGAGGUGUUAUGUCUGA
This is a messenger RNA of Didymella exigua CBS 183.55, 1353 nucleotides long. RefSeq names its product 3-phytase B precursor. NCBI's taxonomy places the organism in Eukaryota, Fungi, Ascomycota, Dothideomycetes, Pleosporales, Didymellaceae. The record is from RefSeq and is a predicted model, not a curated record. The transcript has 2 exons. Bases 1 to 1353 code for a protein of 450 amino acids. Gene Ontology annotation, molecular function: acid phosphatase activity.